AUUCGUUACCAAAAAGCAGAAAAUUAACGGAGUAAAAUUAACUAUUUACGGAUUCUUUGAAAUUUCGUUAAUUCAACGGAUUAAAUAUUCAAAUCUGUUAAAAAUAUAUUUGAACUUUCAAUUAUAAAGGUUUCCAAAAGAAGUUAUGAAGUGCUACCUCUGUAGAUUAUAUUUUUCACCAUUUCGUGUCCUUUUUUCUCACUUUCGAAAUUUUCAUGGAUUGGCUUCGAGAGGUUCUGAAGUCAAAUGCACUUUUGAAAAAUGCAAUAGAUUCUUCAUAAGUUUCACAACGUUAAAAAAACACUAUAAAACCCAGCAUUCAACAAUAGUUCCUGAUGAGAUUAAAGCUUCAAGUUCAACUACAACUAAUAUUACUGAUGAAGAAAUAACAAUUGAAAGUCAAACUAAUCAUACAGAUGACAUUAUUGAGGUUGUCGAGAAUCCUACAUGCAUCAAUUUAGAAAUAUCAAUUAUGAAAUUUUUUUCAGAAUUAUCUGCAAAAGCUAACAUUACUUUGUGUAACUCACAAAUUAUAAUGGAAAAUAUGAUUGGAGUUAUUAAUGACAUAUCACUUUUUGGUUCACAACUACUUAAAGAUCUGAUAAUCCCGUUAAAUUUAGCGCAGGAUAAUACAAUUAUCAAUGAAGCUUUAAUGAAAAUGCUAAACAUUAGUAAUAUAACAAAUAACAUUGAUACAAUUUAUAAAAGAGAGAAGUGGUUAGUGGAUAAUGGUUUUUUUAUAAAACCAAUAGAAAUACCUCUUGGCGUGCGAUUAGAACAAAGAUUUUCAGCUGGUCUAAAGUCAAUGCAUUCUGUAACUGUAGAAGAUAAAUGCUAUUUUGUUCCAAUUGAUCAGAUUCUUGCCAAGAUUAUGGAGUCUGUUAUCGAAAAAAUUAUUUUUCCAGUGUGCAGUCCUAGUUCGAUUCCAACAAGAGUUAGAGAUUUCUUUGACACACGCAGAUUUCACAAUCAUCCUUUUCUCCAAAAAUUUCCAAAAACGUUUUUACUACAUUUUUUUAUUGAUGCAUUUGAAGUCACAAAUGUGUUAGGAAGUCACACGAUUGUCCAUAAACUUGAGGCUUUAUACAUGCAAGUUCGAAAUGUUUUGCCAGAAUAUCAGUCUAAGACAGACAGCAUUUAUUUGAUUGGACUGUGGUAUGCUUUAGAUGCACAUAUUACAAGCUACUCGUAUGACAAUGUUUUAAAAAAUGUUUUGUGUCAGCUUCAAGAAUUAGAAAGUGAGCAAGGGGUUCAAGUUAAAGUAAAUGGAAAGGAAAUAACUAUUCAUGCGAUAAUUGUCAUUUUUUAAGCAGAUAAUUUAGGAGCACAUUCUUUAUUUGGUUUUAUGGAAAGUUUUCGUGCAACAUAUUUUUGUCGUUUUUGUAAAUGUACUCAAACUGAAUUGCAAGAAACCUUUAGGUCAAUAGCUUUUGAAAAGCGAACAAAAGCUGACUACAAUCGGUGUAUAGUUGAAUCUCAACCAACUGAUUAUGAUCCUUCUAAAACUGGCAUAAAACAUGGUUGUUCUUUUAACUGUCUCAACUGGUUUCACUGUGUAGAACAAAGUGCUGUUGAUUGUAUGCAUGAUUUGCUGGAAGGGGUAGUGCCAUUAGAAAUAUGCCUAGUGUUACGGACUCUGACAGAGAAAAAAAUUAUAUCCAUUUUAGAUAUAAAUAAUGCUAUAAAUAAUUUUAAUUACUCCUUGGCAGACAAAAAUAGCAAACCACCAGAAAUAAAUCUUCAAAAUAUACGCAUUCAAGCUGCUGAAUCAUGGUGCCUAAUACGGAAUUUGCCUCUCAUGAUCGGAAAAUAUAUUCCAGAUGAAGAACCCCACUGGAAACUUUUAAUUCUGUUAUUACGUUGUUUAGAUAUUAUUUUUGCUCCAGCAAUUACAGAUGGUCUUAUUACUCAGCUUGAAUUUUUAAUUGAAGAGCAUCAUUGCUACUUUAAAUCAGUUUACCCAGAAAACAGGUUAAUCCCAAAGCAUCACUUUAUGCUGUAUUAUCCAGAGUGUAUGGCUAAGUUUGGACCUUUGAGUAGAUAUUGGUGUAUGCGAUUUGAGGCAAAACAUUGUUUUGCUAAAGAACUUUCUUCAGUUAUAUGUAACUUUAAAAACAUCUGUUACUCUGUCAUGCAUCGAUACCAAUUAAAACUUGCUAAUUGCUUAUUUAGUCGGUCAUUAUAUUCAGAUAUUAAACAGCUGGGUAAAUGUGAUAAAGUUAUUAUUGGAAAUUUGCAUGUGGAAAUCGGAAGCAUCAUAUGUGAAUCAUUAAACUUGAAUAUAUUUGAUGAAGUUUAUGUUUCUUGUUCGAUUACUUUUGGAUCAUAUCUAAUCAAAUUAGGUUGCAUUUUGUGUCAUGAUGUAGUAGAAGGUUAUCCACAAUUUGGAGAGCUGCUCUGUAUUGUUUAUAUUGCACCUAAAUCUUUUUUGGUGCUGAAUCCACUAGAAACAAUAAAUUUUAAUGAGCAUUUUUAUGCUUAUGUGGUACAAAGAAAUGAAAUUUUGUGUAAAAAUAUUGUUAUCAAUGCAGAUAGUUGUAAAGAUUAUCAUCCUUAUAACAUUACUAACUUAUGUGACCAAAUGUUUAUCGGCACACGUUACAGAAUUUUUUAAUUGUUAUUGUUAGCCAUUGUAAUUUUAUUAUUAAAUAAUUUCACCGCUUAUUAAGAAAAACUGCAUAUUGAUUACAUAGUAGUGCAUUAUAGCAAAACUCUUUUAGUUUGCUUUAAAUAUUUAUUAUAUGAAGAUGUUGUUUUUUAAUACUAUAUGCUACAGGGUCCCCACAGUCCAGGAGUUUGACUAGUGUCCUGGAAAGACCUGGCAUUUUUUCUUAAACAUUACUAACAAAUUAGAAAAUGGUCCUGAAAAGUCUUGGAAUAAGGUGUUUUUUUUUUUCUGUGGGAACCCUGUACUAUAACAUACUAUAAAAUUUAUAUAUAAAAUGAUUUUGAAUAUAUAUAUAUAUAGAAAUGAUUUUGAAAACAUUGAUAUCUGUUUUAGUUUAUAUCAUUUCUGACUGAUAUAUAUAGAAUGUCUCUUAUUUUGAAAAUAUGGUCUGUUGAUCAAUCCAAAAAAAAAAUAGUUUUGCUGAAGAAAGAUAAAGACUUCGUUACUAAGGUUGCCAGUAAAUUUGGUUUGUUGUCAGGAAAUGAUCUUAAAUUUGCAUUUCAAACCGAUGGAACAGAAAUUGAUGAUUUUGACUACGAAGUGUUGAAACAUUUUUCUGAUAGCGGUACAACUAUUACAGUGCUUGUCAAUGAUGAGAAAUGGGUACCUAACAACUUGGCUGUGUUUACCCCUGAGGUUUGCAGUUCUGCAUAUAUUAAAGAGGACUGUUUUGAUACCAAUAAAGCAUUUGUCUUUACCGGCCAAACGAUAUUGAGUCAGGAUGAUACAUUUUCUUGUUCAAAUGUGUUAAAGGCUUACCUAGCACAACAUCCAAAUACCUUACAAUAUAUGAAUGAAAUAAAUAAUUUCAAUGUCAAUUGCAAUGCAAGACAACAUAUUGUUAGAGUUGUUAUGCACAAAAUGGUUUGCUUAUAUGGAAACUAUCCAAACAAAUUUCAAAAAAGCAAUGUUGCAGUAUUGCUAGGUGAAACUCUUGGAUUGCCAAGCAGCAUUUUUUAUGAUCCUGUAAGUUAUAAUGGGUAUCUUGACAGGGCUCUGGAAAAUGCAAGGAGAAAGUUAUUGCCUUCAGCUAAAAAGCAUACCUGGUCACAAAAAAGGGAAGCAGUUAAAAUCAAAAUACCUGAUUCUACUGUUUCCAGGGUUUUUACUGAAGAAACAGAAGAAGCUUCUUGCUCAAAAAAAUGGAAAGAAGGAUGUCCUCGUGGCUUGGCAGAUUGUAUGAUAUGUGGAGGUGUUUCAAACAUUGAAGAUGUUGACAAACUAAGAUAUCUUGCCUCCAUCAGAGUCGAGGAAAUAAAACGAUGUACACAAUCUACUUUUUGUUUGCGACAGACAUGGGUUGCAGAUGAGAAACCAGUCUUGUCUACGAUUAUAAAAAAUUAUCCUAAAUUUGCAUUAAUUCCUGAAUUGAUUGAUAUUGAAUUUUCAACCAAAUAUCCUAUAUGUAAGCCACAUUUAUUGGAUACAUUUUUGAAUAAAACUGUUCAGCCACUUUAUCAGUAUUGUGGACUAAUGAAAGUUAGUUAUCUGACAAACCUAGUCAAUGCACCUAACCAGAGUAAUGAUGAUUGGCGAGUGUAUAAUGCAUGCAAAAUGUUAUGCUAUUUAUUACGGAAAGGAGGAAAGCAAAGGAAAUCUGCCCCUGAGAUAAUGGAACACAUUAUGAUAUGCAAUGUCGGUGAGUCGAUUGCAUUUUUCGCAGAAAAUCUUGAGAACCCAUAUCCUGUUUUGUUAAUACAAGGGCAGGAAGGCGAAACUAUUUUAUCAAUAAACAUUGCAUAUGAAAAAAAAAUAAUCAAUGCAGGCAAAUCUAUAACGGAAGGUAUAGAUCGAAUGCUUAAACUUUACUGGUGUUUCAAUAUUCAAUAUGAUCCAAUUUCUGAUUAUUUUUGGCAGUUUAUUCAGACUCAUUAUGAUCUUGACACUGGAAAAAAGCCUAAAUGUGUAAUUGAACUACUGGCUAGUUUACUAAAAUAUACAAUGUAUUCAAGUGAUAGUUUCUGAUUUUUUUUAUCUCUAACAAAUAUGUUUUUAUUUUAUUGAUUUAAUCUAUCUUGAUAUCUUUUUUUAAACUGAAAGAAAAAAGCUCAAAAGAGACUCUUUUU
Messenger RNA from Hydra vulgaris (swiftwater hydra), 4734 nucleotides. RefSeq lists its product as uncharacterized. Lineage: Eukaryota; Metazoa; Cnidaria; Hydrozoa; Anthoathecata; Hydridae. Gene Ontology annotation, biological process: apoptotic process. The record is from RefSeq and is a predicted model, not a curated record.